AUGGCCUCUACCAAAGCCUUCAUCAUCAUUGCCAUGGCCACAGUUUUUCUUCCUUCCAUUCUGGGAAAGGAGUUCAUCGUUGGAGAUAGCACUGGUUGGACAACCAACUUCGAUUACCAGGCUUGGGCUCAGGAUAAGCACUUCCAAGUUGGUGACAAGCUUGUUUUUAAUUACAAGAAGGGAGCUCACAAUGUGUUCGAAGUCAAUGGAACUGCCUUCCAGCAGUGCUCAAUCCCACCUGCAAAUGAGGCUCUUACCACUGGAAAUGAUGUGAUUACCCUUGCCACCCCAGGAAAUAAAUGGUACAUUUGCGGUGUUGCCAAACACUGUGCCUUAGGAAACAUGAAGCUCCCCAUAACUGUGCAACCUCAAUUGGGAUCUUUGUCACCUUUGCCCUCACCUUCACCGGCUCCUGCCCCCUCAGCCCCGGUUUACUGCAGCCGCAAAUACAAGCACUGCCUCUAG
Molecule: messenger RNA, 465 nt
Organism: Vitis vinifera (wine grape)
Lineage: Eukaryota; Viridiplantae; Streptophyta; Magnoliopsida; Vitales; Vitaceae
Product: blue copper protein 1a-like
Exons: 2
Coding region: 1-465 (154 amino acids)
Cellular component (GO): plasma membrane
Molecular function (GO): electron transfer activity
Source: RefSeq, a predicted model, not a curated record